AGGGCUGGUGCAAACCCGCGUGACCUAGUUGUCCCCACCCUUCCCUCGGGGUGCCCGUGUCAGGAGCCUUCCUCCCUCUCGCUCAGCUUGUCUCACGUGACAGCUAGCGCUGCCUCACAAGCCGCUGCAGCCGCACGAGCCGUGGGAGGGGGGCUUCGCUGGGCGCCGUUGUCGCUCGUAUAUCCGCCUCUUUUGCAGUGGAAGAUGGAGCUCUCCGCGGUCGGGGACCGAGUGUUCGCGGCGGAGUCCAUCAUCAAACGCCGCGUCCGGAAGGGUCGUAUUGAGUAUCUGGUUAAGUGGAAAGGAUGGGCGAUCAAAUAUAGUACAUGGGAGCCAGAAGAGAAUAUUUUGGACGGACGCCUUAUUUCGGCUUUUGAACAGAAAGAGAGAGAGAGGGAACUUUAUGGGCCAAAGAAAAGGGGACCCAAACCUAAAACCUUCCUUCUCAAGGCAAGAGCCCAGGCAGCUGAGACUUCGACACAAGUCCCUGACAUCCAGCAGUACCACUCUUCAGCCUCCUCCACCUCCAGGCCUUCUUCAUCUUCUGCCUCCCCCGCAUCCUCCUUGCACUCCCCUUACCCUUCUUCAUCCUCCUCGUCCUCCUCCUCAGCCCCCACCGUCAAACUCCAGUCAGGUGCUGCCCACCACAAACUGAAGAAAGAUAUUCGUCGCUGCCAUCGCAUGUCUCGGCGUCCCCUGCCUCGCCCCGACCCUCUGGCCCCGCCUUCAGGCUCCUCCUCCUCCAGCUCGGCCUUUCCCUCCCGCCCGCCUGUCUCCCCGUUCUCGGAGACCGUUCGUAUCCUGAACCGCAAGGUAAAGCCUCGUGAAGCCAAGCGGGGCCGGAUCAUCCUGAACCUGAAGGUGAUUGACAAGGCAGGUGGAGGCAGGAGAGCGCCUUCGAUGGCCCACCAGCAAGGGAUGCACCACUCCCAACCAGGACGGCCCAAAAUUCCCUCCCGGAACCGCAUUAUAGGGAAGAGCAAGAGGUUUACCGAAGUGCCUUAUAGAGGUCUACAGCCCCCACUGAAAGUAACAGGGUUCCCCAUGUACGCAAAGCCUUUUGGUAUCCAGCAACCCAUUAGUCAGUCUCAAAGCAGUACUGGUAGUAGUGAAAACACAGAAGGGAAAGGUGCUGGGGAAGGUGCUCCUCCCCUUCCCGGCUCUGCCCUGUUAAAUCCAGAUUCUGUAAUGCCGGAGCCUCAGACUUUGCCCCGCUAUCAGCCCUCCCCCUCAUCGUCGACCUCCAGUGGCUCUGACAGUGGUCCCAACUCCCCGCCUCACAUUCAGCCAACCCCUCUACAAGCCAUCCCUGAACCGGCCUCUGCCGCCUCGCCGUCCCCACCCAACCUCAGCCCCAAGCCCCUGGAGUCAAAGCAAGAAGCGCCCCACAACCCUCCAUCUUUUCUCCCAUCUCCUUCAUCCAUCUUUCUCUCCUCGUUGUCCUCCUCAUCCUCUACCUCGACUUCAGAGGAUGAAGAGGUCCUGGAUCUGUCUGUGCCCCAUGAAGACAAGAGGAAUGCCCGGCGUCGUCAACACAUGCGUCGACUUCAAGGCAAGUCAGCCUCUGCCAUCUCCAUCCCUCUGACCCCAAAGAACUUGGGCAUUGGGCCACCGCUUCUGUCCCCUGAGCAGACAAGGACAUUGUCGGAAGGCAACCCUGACUGGCACCCUGAAAUGGCCCCUCGCGCCAACGUGGUUGUGACGGACGUAACCACAAACCUGCUCACUGUCACCAUCAAGGAGUUCUGCCAUCCGCCUGAAUUUGAGAAGCCUGAGCCACCGUCCCCCUCAUCAUCCUCUGUCAGCCUUCAAGUAGCGACCCCUUCAUCAGCAGCCACGGCGACCUGCCAGUCUACAUCUGGACUGGUGAGCGUUUUUUCCUUAAAUAAACUCUCCCCCAAGUCGCCCGUUUCCUUCUUGCGACCGACCGCGGAUUCCGCCACCCUGAAGUUCCUCGUUAUUAUUCUGGCCGCGGGGAUGCUGGCCUUCCUCGGCGCGGUCAUCUGCAUCAUUGCCGCGGUCCAUCCCGGAUUUAUUUCUGCCGCACCCCAGGCGUUUUCGGACAACGAGUCGCUGUCCCAUGACUCGGUUCUGGAGACCCUUCCGGAGGGAUCCUUGGCUCAGGCUGGACCGAUGGGUGCUCUCCACGGUGCUGAAACGGAAGAGGGGAUAGGGGCUUCUGUUGUCAACGGGCUGAGUAAUUCGGGCAGAGCUGGUUCAGGAGGAAGACAGCAGGUUACUUUCAGCCGCCUCAUAUGCACCCCCGUUCCUGCCGGCGAAUGCAACCCAAAGACCUUCCUGAAGCAGAGUGCCAGUCCGCCGCUGCACUCAGACGAAGAUUGGAGUUAUCUGAGCGCCACGGCCAAGCAGCUCCAGGAGACCAUCCUGCAGCAGAAGGACCAGAUACUUUCAGAUCAACAGACAAUACAGGAGCUUACCGGGAAGCUGUCCGAGUGCGAGAUCGGACUGGGCGAGCGCAGCUAUCCGGGGCGGAGCGCGGGGCUUUGGGGGAACAGACGGCGACUCUUGGCCGGGAACGGCCAUAUGUCACCCGGCGUGCCGGAACAGCAGAGCACCCUCGUCUUGGAGGAGCUGGAGCAGGCCAUCGUUCAGAUGAAGGAUCGCAUUGAGAAACUGGAGACUGACACGCCGCCUACAUCCCAGAACCACACGGGGGCACCACAGAAAGGUCAGGAGGGACUCCCAGGAAGCCGGGGCACCUGGACCAAGGCACCAUCUCGACGACCACAGGACAAGCUGGGGGGCAAGCUUGAGGCCAAGGUGCAGCAGCUGGAAGGGGAGAGGGGCCGCCAGCAGGAGGCGCCAGAGGAUGCCGACUCUCUAUGGCGCAGCAUUGAUCACCUGGAGCAGAGUCUGUCCGGGUAUAACUUCCCAGAGAGCUACAAGCUGCUGUUCCCGGUGCGGACUGACUACAUGUAUGGCGUGGUGCGGCACCCCAUCCCGGAGAUGUACGCCAUGACUGCCUGCCUGUGGCUCCGCCCCAAGGGCUCAGGCCUGGGGACACCCUUCUCCUACUCCAUCCCAGAGCAGCCCAACGAGCUGGUGCUGCUGCAGGGUGUGCACAACCCCGUGGAGAUCCUCAUCAAUGACAAGGUGGCACAGCUGCCUCUAGCCCCACAGCCAGGCAAAUGGCAGCACCUGUGUGUGACUUGGAGCUUGAGGGAUGGGGUGUGGCAGGCCUACCAAGGUGGUACACUGAAGGGGGAAGGAGAGGGUCUGGCUGCCUGGCACCCUAUCCGGCCCGGGGGCAUGCUUAUCUUGGGGCAGGAGCAGGAUGCGAUGGGCGGUCGCUUCGAUGCUUCCCAAGCCAUGGUGGGGGAGCUCUCUCAAUUUAACCUCUGGGACCGGGUGCUGUCAUCCUCGGAGGUGGCGGACCUGGCGACCUGCAGCUCAGCUCUGCUGGGCAACGUGGUGCCGUGGACCAACCGCGGUAUCGAUGUGUUUGGGGGGGCGGCCAAGGAGCCAGCGGAGCCGUGCACGGAGCAAAUCGGGGCCCAUUAGGGACGAUUUGUGAACUACCCUUGAACGUGAGGAGCCAGUCCUGGCCAAGCAGCCGCAGUUUUUUCUGUUCCAGCACGUUUUUACUCGUAGAAAGUGCUCGAGAGAAAAAAGUAACCGCGAGGCAUUUGAGGAACACAUGGAAACUCCUUCAAAUUUGGGGUAAAUAAAUCACCAAAUUUGGGCACGUUUAACUGUUUCUGACUUUUUACUGUCUUAAGAGCAGGAGGUUCGUCAGCCAUCCCGUAUCACGUGGGCGUUAGGGUCAGUGCCCCACUCCCACGUGCUCUGUCCUGCAGGUGUGACCCCUCCCCAAGACGGGCUGACAUGGUGACACUCACACUCUCCAGGCACAAGGUGCACGUGCACACUGACAUGGGACACUGUGCAAGGAGGCAGAGUGCUCUGCUCUAUUGUAAAUAAUCCACAAUAUAUUUGGCACUGAGCUUUACUUACUGUAUGUGCACACAUUCUUUCAUUUAUGUCUUAUAACCUGUAAUUUUGAAGCCCUACUCUGCACUUCGUCUUCAGUUCCUGCCUGUGUUUUACUUUGCACCUUGACAGAUAGAUAUAUGACUGGGAAUUUGGGAAUUUUAGUGAAAAGAGUGUCGGGAGUUAUCUUGGUAAUUCCAACUCCCCCUUAAAGGAUGUGGCCACGUGCCGCACACCAAAGGGCUGUAAGCUACUCUCCCGUGCAGAGAAUCUUGUGUGAUUUUACCUGUUUUAUGUGUUUUAGUGGAAAGCAGCUGUAACGAUAAGAUCCACAUGUCUUCCCUCUCUCUUGAAACUUGAUUGGCUGAAGUGUCGUGCCUGCAGUUGGGUUAGUUAUGUUUUAUAGUCAUACCUGGUCCACUGUGGUGUCGUGAAAUACAUUUAUGAAAAUAUAAUCAUGAUGGUACUUCAUAAUUAAACAGUGAUUAAAUGUUUUAUUUGUGGAAAA
Messenger RNA from Paramormyrops kingsleyae, 4459 nucleotides. RefSeq names its product neuronal pentraxin-2-like. NCBI's taxonomy places the organism in Eukaryota, Metazoa, Chordata, Actinopteri, Osteoglossiformes, Mormyridae. The record is from RefSeq and is a predicted model, not a curated record.